AUGUCCGCCUAUAGCAGGCACUACAGGCCUGCCCUCAAGGACAGCGUCGAUGUUCAGCUCCAGGCGGCCUUUAACGAGGGGCAGUGGUCGUCAGUCAUCAGGCUCGCUGCUCAGCGCUUUAAAAACUUGAAGGAUUCUUACUAUGAGGCAGUCAGGAUCUGUGCAGAGUCCCAGACGGACGCAGUGACGGAGAAGUCUGGCGUCGUGACAGCCGUCAAUGCUUUGGUCAGGGACAAGACAGCCGCGCUGGACAUCGACAUCAUCGAAUUAUACGAAUGGGCUCUGCAGGACUCUGGCUUCCCCUUCGACUACUCUAAGACCAUCGGAACACUUCGUGCAAGGGUGGCCAAGGCCAAUCCCUCCAGCCCUGUUGUUCUCGAAUGUCUCGAGGCGUGUGUCUUGGCGUGGGACCUCGUUAAUGCUCAACAGAUUGCUGCAACACUGGACAGAGUACAGACGGGAAAGAAUGACGGCAAGAGCCUGUACUGGAGCAUCACGCUCACACAUCUGCUUGCUGCAAGUCGCUGCCCCUUCCCACGGCCAACAGUAUUUACCAGACUGGCUCGCAUGCAACUGGAGAAGGCUGCCAAUGCCACCACAGCGGCUGCCACCGGCAAGGUACCCACCCGCGGCUUGAGGGAGGAGGAAGAAAUCAACCUCUAUUAUCGGAUCAUCGGCAAAGAUGCUUAUCUGAAGUCGGUGGCCGACAGAGACAGUGCUAUCAGUGUUUUCAAGCAGUUCGACCAGGGUCGCAAGCACCUUCUCAUCGAGACCCUGAACUCCUUUGAGGAGGCUGAGGACUGGGACAAUGUCUACGACCUCUGCAGAUACGCUUUGAGCAGGCAGAAUGAAGACGGGAACCCUUCUUUCCUCGCAUUCGACAUGCGCAUAUGGAAGCUAUUUGUCAAGGCAGCAUCCAUGAAAUCUGACGUGGAAAGUGCUUUUGAUGAGGCUGCGACGACCCUGGACAAGUUUGUCUCGACAAAAGGCACCGUGGCGCCCAUGUACAAGAAGAACAUUGGUCUUGUAACUCUCGAGCUUGCCUUUCAAGACCCCUCCUGCUCAGUCCUCGGCACUACCGGCCCUGAGAGACCUUCGCCUCGUGUCAUCACACUCUACUUGAUCCUAGAACAGUCUCUCUCUCAGCGGGCCGCCUUCGAUGAUGUCAAGGAGUACGUCAGCCAGCUCUCAGGCGACGAAGCCAGGUACUUUAUCGACAACUUUUCAAGAACGCUGCUGGCGAAGACCUCCGAUGAUCAGAGGAAAAUAUUGGUUCGCGUACUGGAAGUUAAGUUCCGGUACCUCCUCACUACGUGCCCUUCGAUAUUGGAGCAUGUCGUUGUGGUGGGCGACGCUGAAGAGCCACAACUCAAAUGCAAGCUCUGCUCCGCCCUGACAGAUAGGGCCUGUAGAGCAUGUCUCGAGGCUGUAGCGUCUACAGCUCUGUCAGCAUACAAGGUCGUCGAGAAGAACCCGGAACAUGCCAAGGGACUCGACAAGGACCCUCAAAUCGAUCUCGCUUUGGUUGCUGCAUCAGCGCUGCUCAAACUGAGUGGCCUCUCGCCCCGGCCCGUUCAAACAGUCUCGGCCAGACUGCCACGCUUGAGCAACACCAACGUGUCCAGAUUGCUACAGGCCGUCGUGAUACUUGCCGCACAACUCACAAGAACAACCGACGAAGUCCCUCUACGCCUCGUACUCAUCCAAAUCUACCUCCUCCUCGGCUGCGGGUCUCUCGCAUAUCAGACUUGGCUGCCCAUGGACAUCAAGAGGACUAUUCAAGACGCUCUUAGUCCGCUCUUCUUUGAUCGGAUCUCGAGCAUUUUCCCUGGCCUAUUCCAACAGAGCCGCACCCCACCAACAGAGCCUUUGACCUCGUACUACACCGCAUGCCUACGCGAAGACUCCCCGGUUAGGAUCUGGGAUGCCUUCAAGGCAGGCAGCUAUACGUCCAUCCUAGGCAUGGCGGAGUUCUCAGACAGGCUUCGAAGGAGUUGUACCUUGGCAAUGACGGUCAUUGAGGAGAGGAGGGCAACUCGGGCCUUAGGCGGACGGCUUGAAGGGGGUAUCCAGCAGGCACAUCUGCUGCAUCAUGUCACCGAUGACACAAGAUUCGUCAACGCCAUCGACCACGGCUCAUUUCCUAACCUCGAGAGCCCACAAAGCGCCCCGCUCUACAAAAUCGUAGAGUUCGGACCAGACCUCUCGUCUGAGCGCUGCCGCCUCGCUCUCUUGGCCGAGCAAUUCCUUGACACCGUCACGUAUAAACCACCGAAAGAUUACAAACCUAGUAAAGUUAACGAGGUGGCGCUUAGAGACCGCGCGUAUCUCAUCGAGACAUCUGCUCGCCUGCACGAAUCUAUCUCCUCCAUCCUGCUCAACAUCUCUUCUAGUAUCGCAGGGAAGCUCACUGGCGCCGAACACCACUUCUAUUCUACCGUUAGCUUCCUCUCCCUACUGCUACGCACGGCACUCGAGACGCCGAAAUCCGUUCCUCAACCAAGGAGCCUAUCCACCAUCACCACUGGGAUCAAGUCCGUCCUCGCAUCGCUCUGGACAGACUUUGCCUCUGUACCACCGCAGCUGGCUAGCUUGGACGCGGGCGAUGUGCUUGCGUCUCUGACAGACCCGCACACCUUGUCCAUCGUGCGCGAGACCGCGCUCGUUAUCAAACAGACAGCUACCCUCAUCCUGACAUUCCAUGCAGCCGAGCAGACUCGCGACCGCACUGGUUCAUCUCAUCUCCACAAGGAUAUUGUGGCGGAGGCGAAGGGUCUGGAUGAGCUUGCGACAAAGACGCUCUCGGCGGCGAAGGAGAGGGUGAAGGAACUGAAGAAUAUGCUAGGGCAGGGAGGCUGGCUGGCUCGCAUCGAAGGGUGGACGUUCCCUGAGGGCGAGGACGCGUUAGGCGAGAUGAUUAGGGACGUCGUGGGCGUCGGGGAUGUGGAGGAUUGGGCUGGAAAAGUGGUGGAGAGCUGGAGGGACGGAGUAAAGGGGUUUGAGGUGGUGAAAUGGGAAUAG
This is a messenger RNA of Cryphonectria parasitica EP155, 3021 nucleotides long. RefSeq lists its product as uncharacterized. Bases 1 to 3021 code for a protein of 1006 amino acids. Lineage: Eukaryota; Fungi; Ascomycota; Sordariomycetes; Diaporthales; Cryphonectriaceae. The record is from RefSeq and is a predicted model, not a curated record. The transcript has 8 exons.